CGCCGCACCAACCAGAAAUCAAAUUCACUUACCAUUUCAAAAAGUCAGCCAACCACGCACGCCAAUAUACGCAGAAAAACAAUUGCAUUGAUGACUUUUUUUUUAUUUUGUAUUACAAUUAGAGUGUAGAGGAAAGAAAGACUAAGCAAGAAAAACAUCAGUCCAGGACAUGGUGCAAUACGUCUUCACGCCGUGGAAGGACCGGGGCGAGCUUCUCCAGGUUCGCCGGCAAUUCUUCCCCCAGCAAGUCUCGCAGCACACGAUCACAUCCCCGUCGGGAAAUGCUGCUGCCGCCGGGACCGCCGCCUCCUCCAGCUUCAGCUGCAGCUCCAGUUCCAGCUCCAGCAGCAGGCGGGACAAGAAGAGCGCCGUGUCUCGCGUGUCCAUGUGGAUGCAGCGCGGUGGCUGCCCACACAUGGUCGAGUCCACGGCCCUCUUGAUCGCCGCCAUGAUCGCAGACGAGGAGUCGAUGCUACUGACAUCUGGCAAGGACGCCACCGAUUCCAACUCUUCGUAUGCCGUGCGCGCCUCCUACUCGGCCGCAUUCAGUCGCUUCGUAACAGGGCUUCUUGACAGCCACCAGGACAAGGCACACAAGAUGAGCAUGUACUCGGUGGCCAAGACCAUUGGCCUACCGGCGACCUUUGUCGAGUUGCGGCACCAGGCCACACAUGAGCAGCUGCCCUCGCUGACCAGGCUACGUGCCGGCGCCCAGGCCGGUCUAGUUUGGAUCUGGGACUACUACUGGAAGCAGCUGUCGGCCACGGACGGGGACGAUGACCAAGUCCCGACCGUGACCGGUCGUAGUUUUGCUGCACCACAUGCAGAAGACGUACCACAGGCGACUGGCUCGGCGUGCAGAGAUGCACUGCGGCGUUACCUGGAUAUGGGGAAGGAUGACCUAGCGACUAUCGCCAGGUUUGUCCGAAGAUGGGGCAGGGCGAGAGUCCUCAGCGUACUGGACGCGAUUGGUGACGAGGCGGGGUCGUCUCAACCGAUGGAUAAUAGGUUGGUUUUGGGGACUCUGAAGCUGGCCAGGCAGGUCACCGAGAUGGAACAGGCACGAGACAAUGACGGCAGUGCAGAUAUCGUUGAGGAUGCAGAUGCGCCGAGGUCUGACCUGGACCAGGCUUCAGUAGAGAUGCAAGGCGACACGGCCGAUGCCAUGGUCACAACAUCUCAAGAUGGCGAGCAGGCGGGUGGCUGGAAUCGCCCUGAAGGCUCGUGGCGGCAAAAGCCGAUAGGGGUUGUUUAGCUGGAGGAAGAACGGCGUUGUCUUAUUUCUGAUGCUAAUGUUACCUUGUACAUCAGACUAGGCUCUUGUCUAGUCCGGUUAAGACAGGUAUCGAGACCACUCAAGUUAGCUGCACGCAAUACUCCGCUAGAUUGCUAGAUGGUCCAGC
Molecule: messenger RNA, 1403 nt
Organism: Pyricularia grisea
Lineage: Eukaryota; Fungi; Ascomycota; Sordariomycetes; Magnaporthales; Pyriculariaceae
Exons: 2
Coding region: 170-1255 (361 amino acids)
Biological process (GO): maturation of LSU-rRNA; maturation of 5.8S rRNA
Cellular component (GO): preribosome, large subunit precursor; Las1 complex
Molecular function (GO): endonuclease activity
Source: RefSeq, a predicted model, not a curated record